Lolium perenne is the source of this 1553-nucleotide messenger RNA. The record is from RefSeq and is a predicted model, not a curated record. NCBI's taxonomy places the organism in Eukaryota, Viridiplantae, Streptophyta, Magnoliopsida, Poales, Poaceae.
AUGGCCGGCCAGCCGGGGGAUCCGUGGUGGUCGAUGCUGGCCUCCGCCGGAUUGCUGGAGCGCGGCGACGGCCAACCACCGACGAAGGAAGAAACCGCGCAGUCUCCGGGGGCGUACGGGGGCUACGGCGGCGGCGGCGGCGGCGGUGGAGGGAGGAGAAGAGACGUCCCGCCCCACCGUCCUCCGCCUCGCGUGGGCCCCACCGGACGACAGCUGUGCCCCAUUUCUCCAGAAACAGAUACUAACGGUGAACAAUCAGAUUCGAUAAUGAUCGGCAGGUUGCUGUGGAGGAGUGCCAGCUCCAAGCCCUCUGCACAAGCGCUCACUUCUGCCUCCAAAGGCUCCUCGCAGCCCCACAAAGGAGCGGCAUCAACGGCGACGGCCGGGAAGCGCGGGGAUGAGUGGAGGUCGAAGCUGGCCUCCGCCGGAUUGCUGGAGCGCGGCGGCGGUCGGCCAGCGACGGAGGAAGAAACCGCGCAGUCGCCGCCGGCGGCGGAGGGAGGAGAAGAGAUGUCCCGCCCCGCCGUCCUCCGCCUCGCGUGGGCCCCACCGGACGACAGCUCCAUUGUUUUCAUACUGGUAUCUUUCAGGAAAGCAAACCCUGCAAUGGCUGGUCAGUACAUCAACACUUCUUCUAGGGGUGAGAAUGCCAGAAUUGAGUAUGCCACAUCAUGUAUGCAAGGACCUCGCGAUGAAAUGCAAGAUUAUUACACAGCUCUCCUAGAUCUAGAUGGUUCGGAUUCCACAUCAUUCUUUGGUGUUUUUGAUGGCCAUGGAGGACAUAGGGUGGCAUGGUAUUGUUCGAGGAAAUUUCAUACUGAGCUUGUCAAAGUUCCAGACUAUCAAAACAACCUGCAUGCCGCAUUGGAGCAUGUGUGCUUCAGAAUUGAUCAGGCGUUGAAAAGGUCAGAUGAAUGGAAGAGGCCUGAUUCUCCUCCUGCUCCUGCUCCUGCUCCUGGUAAUGGAAGUUUCCGAAGCCGUCUCCAGACUAGUCUUUGUUCCUGUUUCGGCAAGAAUUAUGAAGGGCCCCAAAUCGAAGGAAGCACAGCAUGCGUGGCUCUCAUUCGAGGCAACCAGAUAAUUGUUGGAAAUGUUGGUGAUUCCCGUUGUGUACUCUCAAGGAAUGGUCAGGCAAUUGAUUUAUCCACCGAUCACAAGCCAAAUGAACCAGGUGAAAGAGCCAGAAUUGAAGCUGCAGGAGGAUCAGUAGUCCAGAGGCAAGUCCUUGUAUAUGAUGCAUCAGGACGAAUGAGGGUUGAACUAGGCCCAUAUCGCGUCGAUGGAAUAAUAGCCGUAUCCAGAGCGCUUGGUGAUUUUCAGUUCAAGAAGAACAAUAAAUUGAAGUUGAUAUGUAAUCCUGACAUUCACACUGAGGACAUAACUGAUGAUAUUGAUUUUCUUCUCAUAGCAAGCGAUGGUAUCUGGGAAGUCAAGACAAGUGAGGAGGUGGUUACUUAUGUAAACGAGCGCUUGCAAACCGUGAGUCUUAUUUCCUCAAUUAUUUUCUGCUUGUCAUCCUAUUAAUAGUAAUAUCUAAAAGCCCAUCUGCUGAC